GUAACACCAUGGUAAUCAAUGUUUGCUCUAUUUUCCCAACCAACCUAUAAUACAAUUGGCUGGCUCCUCCAUUACUGAUCACCAAACUUCUCACUCCUAUAUAAACCCUCACCAUUUCAUGCACUUUAUUCACACCAUCAAAUCCCAACAUUAUUGUGUUCUUUCUUUUCCUCUUCAACUACCAUGAAUUCUCAAACUUUAUUUUCUAAAAAGAUGGCUAUUACUAUUAUGGUUUCUUCCCUUGUGCUGUGUCUUCUUCUAACAAUGGCCUCUGCCAGCAACUUCUACCAAGAUUUCGACAUCACAUGGGGCGAUGGCCGAGCCAAAAUACUCAACAAUGGACAGCUUCUCACCCUAUCGCUCGACAAGUCAUCCGGUUCGGGAUUCAAAUCAAAAAACCAGUACUUGUUUGGUAAAAUUGAUAUGCAGCUAAAACUUGUGCCUGGUAACUCUGCUGGCACCGUCACUGCAUACUAUUUGUCUUCAGUUGGAUCGACUCAUGAUGAAAUUGAUUUUGAAUUUCUGGGUAAUUUGAGUGGCGACCCUUAUAUUCUCCACACUAAUGUGUUUACGCAAGGGAAAGGAAAUAGAGAGCAGCAAUUUUAUCUUUGGUUCGACCCUACCCAAGAUUUCCAUACCUAUUCCCUUCUAUGGAAUCCUCAGAGUAUCAUUUUUUCAGUGGAUGGAACUCCAAUCAGACAAUUCAAGAACUUGAAAUCAAAGGGUAUUCCUUUCCCUAAUAACCAAGCCAUGUGGAUAUAUUCUAGUCUCUGGAACGCUGAUGACUGGGCUACACGUGGAGGCCUAGUGAAGACCGAUUGGAGCCAAGCUCCAUUCACCGCGUCGUACAGGAACUUCUCCGCCGAAGCUUGCAUACCAGGUUCCUCCUCUUCCUGUUCAAACAACCCGGCCUGGUUAACUCAGUCACUGGACUCAACUGGUCAACAGAGGAUCAAAUGGGUGCAAAAAAACUACAUGAUUUACAACUAUUGCACUGAUACUAAAAGAUUCCCUCAAGGAUUGCCUCAAGAAUGCUCACUAACAUGAUGACCAACCUAUAUAUAUAUAUAGAUCAUGAAAUUCAAUAUCUCAACAUCAUAAUUUAUUGGGUUAAUUACUAACUUUUUUUUUUUUUUGGGUCUCAAAAGUACGAUAUUUGUGUCAUUUUGUUUUUCAGUGUUUAAAUUGUAUCAAUUUAUUGUAUUAAUUUAGUCCCUAAUAUAUGAGAAAUGUUUCAAUUUGGCUCAUCAACCAAAUUCGGUCAAUAAAGGUCAUUAAAUUCAGGAAUA
Camellia sinensis is the source of this 1289-nucleotide messenger RNA. Its product is annotated as putative xyloglucan endotransglucosylase/hydrolase protein 23. Gene Ontology annotation, cellular component: cell wall; apoplast. The record is from RefSeq and is a predicted model, not a curated record. Gene Ontology annotation, biological process: xyloglucan metabolic process; cell wall biogenesis. Gene Ontology annotation, molecular function: hydrolase activity, hydrolyzing O-glycosyl compounds; xyloglucan:xyloglucosyl transferase activity. Lineage: Eukaryota; Viridiplantae; Streptophyta; Magnoliopsida; Ericales; Theaceae.